AUGACUCAACUUCGCUUCGUUACUCUCGACGUCUUCACACUCAAGGCGUACGGCGGCAAUCCGCUUGCCGUCGUCUUCCUACCAGAAGAUGAAUCGGCCGCCUUGACCCAAAGCCAGAAGCACAUCAUCACGAAAGAAUUCAAUCUUUCCGAAACCAUCUUCGUGCACCCAGCCCGUGACUCAAGCAAGCGAACCAUCGACAUCUUCACCAUUGAGUGCGAGAUCCCGUUCGCCGGCCACCCCACCAUCGGCGCGGCCUCGUGGUUCCUAUGUCUCGCCCCGGAAGUGGCGGCUGGCAGCGAUGUCACUUCUCUGGUGACGAAGUCAGGCGAAAUCCCCAUUUCGAUCACCGACGCCGCGACAAAGGCCGUUUCCGCGCGCAUCGCGCAUAACACGCGCAUUCAUGCCUCAAGGCUCAGCAUCAAGGACCUAUUGUACUACCACCCCAGUGUGGCGCCAUUCUUCGCAUCAGAUGUGUCGUUCCCUCUCUUCUCUAUUGUCAACGGUAUGAGCCAGACCUUCAUCGAACUUCCUUCAUUGGAAGCCCUGGCGACCGUGACAACCGCUACUGGCGGAGAACUGGUCCCCGUGCAGAAUGGCAACCACCUCGACGAAGGGUGGAAGAACGGGCUGAUCUGUGUUUACUUCUUUGUCCGCGAUGUAUAUGAUGAUGUCACCAAGCAGAAGGUUAUCCGGACACGCAUGAUGCUAGGCCAAUUCGAAGAUCCGGCGACUGGUAGCUCGGCCAGUGGACUGGCGGCGUACCUGACGCUGACCGAGGGUCAAGCGGGAGAGGAACAUAAAUUCCAUGUUGUACAGGGAGUGGAGAUGGGCCGUCGCAGCGAUAUUGGCGUUCAGACUACUUUGAGCAAAGACAGGGUGAUCGAAGAGGUUAUCUUGACGGGAACUGCGGUUCAGGUAUCGGAGGGUAAGAUCAUCGCGCCUGACUCAGAGUAG
Molecule: messenger RNA, 957 nt
Organism: Penicillium waksmanii
Lineage: Eukaryota; Fungi; Ascomycota; Eurotiomycetes; Eurotiales; Aspergillaceae
Product: PhzF family phenazine biosynthesis protein
Exons: 1
Coding region: 1-957 (318 amino acids)
Biological process (GO): biosynthetic process
Cellular component (GO): cytoplasm
Molecular function (GO): isomerase activity
Source: RefSeq, a predicted model, not a curated record